Lodderomyces parapsilosis is the source of this 1020-nucleotide messenger RNA. RefSeq lists its product as uncharacterized. The coding region runs from base 1 to 1020 and encodes 339 amino acids. The record is from RefSeq and is a predicted model, not a curated record. NCBI's taxonomy places the organism in Eukaryota, Fungi, Ascomycota, Pichiomycetes, Serinales, Debaryomycetaceae. Gene Ontology annotation, molecular function: NAD+ binding; protein-malonyllysine demalonylase activity; protein-succinyllysine desuccinylase activity. The transcript has a single exon.
AUGAACAAGCAACUUGCCGAAUUUCAAGAGCACUUGCUCAAGUCGAAAAAAAUAAUAGCACUAGUAGGUGCUGGCCUUUCUGCCUCGUCUGGGCUCCCCGUCUUUCGAGGGUCGCAAGGGUUAUGGAAAAACUACAACAUGAUUGACUUGGCUACUCCAGAUGCUUUUUACAUAGACCCGGGUUUAGUGUGGCAGUUUUAUUCAUGGCGAAGGUAUAGUGCUCUUAGAGCAGAGCCAAACAAUGGUCAUAUAGCAUUGGCCAAAUUAUCACGUAUACCAAAUUUGAAGUAUUUAACAAUCCUGCAGAAUGUCGACGGAUUGUCGAGUCGAAAACGAACAGGUGACUCGGAUGAAACUCAUGUGCAUGACCCAAAGAAAUUAUAUGAGAUCCAUGGAAGUUUGUUCACAUUAAAAUGUACAAGCUUCAUGUGCAAUCAAGUGGAAAAGAACAAUUUUCAUCAACCAUUGACACCAGCAUUGGAGGAUACUGAGUUUGAGUAUUUGAACCAGAGAAAGAAGAGAGGAAGAGAUGAGGAUCAAGCAUCGCAAGAUAAUGUGAUUGAUCCUAUCUUGAUAACCAACAAUCAAGAUACUUUCACUGCAACUUCUGCUUCGCCUCAGUUUCUGCCAGUGAAAACAAUCGACGAAAAAGACUUGCCUCGUUGUCUGGUAUGUGACGGACUCAUGCGUCCAGGAGUUGUGUGGUUUGGGGAGUCUCUACCGUUGAAUUUGAUCACGGGAAUUGAUAGUUUUAUUGAGCAUGGGGAGCGACCCGACCUAAUCUUGGUGAUUGGAACUAGUGGGACUGUUUAUCCAGCCAAUAGCUAUGUCGAGAGAGUAAAGUUGAAGGGUGGAAAAGUGGCUAUUUUCAAUAUGGACAUUGAAGAUGACGUGGCAGAGGGUAGAGUUGAUGGAACUUGGGGGUUUAAAGGUGAUGCAGCAGAGUUGUUGCCCAAAGCUUUGGAGCCGUUGAUUGGAAAGAUUGAGCGAGGUAAGUGCGAUCAAAAGUGUACGGAGUGA